AUGUCGAAUAAGGUGAAUAGUAUGACGUCGUCGAGGCCGGAGCUGAUAUUUCUAGAUGAGUCGCUCGCCGAUGGCGAGACGAUUCAUGAAAUGAUGGCGCAUAAGGGCGGAAUCACAUAUAACGACUUCAACAUUCUACCGGGAUAUAUCAAUUUUUCUGUUCACGACGUUUCUUUGGAAACGAAGCUCACGAAAGAUUUGACGAUCAAAGCACCACUUGUAUCAUCUCCAAUGGAUACUGUAACUGAAAGCGGAAUGGCGAUUGUGAUGGCGCUUUAUGGUGGAAUUGGAAUUAUUCAUGGCAAUUUUCCGAAGCCUGAAGAUCAAGCUGCUGAAGUCCUGAAAGUCAAGAGAUUCAAACAAGGGUAUGUUAUGCAGCCGCAUUGCCUUCGUCAUGAUUCAACGGCUUUCGACAUGAUACAGAUUAAGAAGAAUUAUGGAUAUACUGGAGCGCCGGUAACCGAAGAUGGACGAGUUGGAUCGAAGCUGAUUGGAAUGGUGACAUCUCGAGACUUCGAUUUUAUCACAAUGGAUGUGACGGGGCAGAAGCAGACGCCGAUUUCCGAUACCGACGUCACACCGGACACGCCGAUCACGAAAAUUAUGGUCCCUGUUGAUCAACUCAUUCUGGGCCAUAUCAACGAUCCGCCGGAGGCCGCGCAGAAAAAAUUGAAGGAGCAUCGACUUGGUAAAUUGCCAAUAGUCAAUGAUAAUGGCGAAUUGUGCGCUCUCUUGUGUCGCUCUGAUCUACUUAAGGCCAGAGACUACCCGAUGGCGUCAUACGACUCAAAGGGACAGCUUUUGUGUGGAGCCGCCGUGAAUACACGAGAAUCCUCGAGAGCUACUGUUGAUCUUCUUGUUGAAGCUGGAGUUGAUCUCAUCGUUAUUGAUUCUUCAAAUGGAACAUCGACAUAUCAGAUUGAUAUGUUGCAAUGGAUCAAAAAGACGCAUCCACAUAUUCAGGUGAUCGCUGGAAACGUCGUCACCAGAAUGCAGGCGAAAUGUCUGAUUGAUGCUGGAGCAGACGGGCUUCGUGUCGGUAUGGGAAGCGGCUCGAUUUGUAUCACGCAAGAUAUUAUGGCUGUUGGUCGUGCUCAGGGAACGGCGGUUUACGAUGUUGCACGUUAUGCCAACCAAUUCGGAGUUCCCGUCAUCGCUGAUGGCGGUAUUAAGGAUGUUGGAUAUAUCACCAAGGCAAUUUCACUUGGCGCAUCGGUUGUGAUGAUGGGAGGGCUUCUCGCGGCGACGACAGAAGCUCCAGGAGAAUACUUCUGGGGGCCCGGAGGUGUUAGAGUCAAGAAAUAUCGCGGAAUGGGUUCUCUUGAUGCGAUGGAAGCACAUGCUUCCAGUCAGGAUCGAUAUUUCACAGCAGAAACUGAUCAGAUCAAGGUUGCUCAGGGCGUCUCGGCGACUAUGAAGGAUCGCGGAUCAUGCCACAAGUUCAUUCCAUAUUUGAUUCGCGGUGUUCAACACGGAAUGCAAGAUAUUGGAGUUAAAUCGAUCAAGGAGCUCAGGGAGAAGGUUGAUAAUGGAAUUAUUCGAUUUGAGAGAAGAUCGACAAAUGCGCAACUCGAAGGAGGAGUUCAUUCGCUUCACUCAUUCGAAAAACGUCUUUACUGA
Caenorhabditis bovis is the source of this 1620-nucleotide messenger RNA. Lineage: Eukaryota; Metazoa; Nematoda; Chromadorea; Rhabditida; Rhabditidae. The record is from the annotation of a GenBank genome assembly.